Brettanomyces bruxellensis is the source of this 2601-nucleotide messenger RNA. RefSeq lists its product as uncharacterized. The transcript has a single exon. The record is from RefSeq and is a predicted model, not a curated record. The coding region runs from base 1 to 2601 and encodes 866 amino acids. Lineage: Eukaryota; Fungi; Ascomycota; Pichiomycetes; Pichiales; Pichiaceae.
AUGAGCCAGAAGAACUAUGAGAAGCCAGGAGUGAAGCUUCCAGAUCUCCUUUCAGAUCUGCCACAGUUUCUGAGACAGCCAUACCCAAAUGUUAAGUUCAACUCCGCGUUUCCUCCAUUUACGACAAAUGUUCCUUUUAGAGGGGUAAUGGAAAGGGCAGGAUUCGACGUUUACAAGCCGGGAAAAGGACCGGCACACCGCCAUAGUGGGAAGAGCAAGCACAGUUCCGGAUCCAGGAUGGUUUCUGACAGUGGUCUUUUGUCUCCUAAUCCGCUAUAUAGCCGGAAGGGACAUGCCAAUUACUCCGAUCCCUCGAUUCGGCAUGCGGGAUCAGAAUCACGUUCUGCGUCGAAUCCCCCGGCCUCUCGGAGCAAUCCGAGCUUGUUCAAGAUGGGCGGGCGGUAUGCCCCGCAGCACACGGGGGAUCAGCUGCCUGAGGAGGCAAGAGGGGGUGCGCCGCGGGUGCGACAGCUACAGCAGGCGCGGCAGGGGCCUGGUGUGCGCGGUGGGCUGAGUGUGCCCAGUAGCCCUGGUGUGAUGCCUGGUGCGGUGCCCGGUAGGGCUGCCCCACCCCGCUUUGCUGCUAUAGGCUCGCCAGCCCUUUCCGUCAGGAGCAACCCGGCGGGAUAUUCUGGUCAGUACACACCGGGCCAGCGGAAGGUGAGGGUGCCCGAGGAGCAACCGCCGGUUGGUCCAUUUGCACGGGCGGGCGUGAGUCCGUUCCAGGACUCCGAUGAGGAGGACGAGGAAAAUGAGGCCAGAAAAAAUGUGGAGGGUGAGGUAAGAAAAAAUGUAGAGGGUGAGGCAAGAAAAAAUUUGGAGGGUGAGGAGAGAGGAAAUGUGAAAGAUGAGGAAAGAGGAAAUUUGGAGGAUGAGGAAAGAGGAGAUGUGAAAGAUGAUUUUACGAGAGAUCAAUAUGAAAGAAAUGAAUUUGAAAGAGGUCAAGAUGAAAAUAGUCAGUUUGAAAAUAAUGGAUUUGAAAAGAAUCUCAAAGACCAGAACGAGAAAGAUGAAAGGAAUAAUGAAUUUGAAAGAGGUCAAAAUGAAAGGGAUCAAGAAGAUCAAGAAGAUCGAGAUGAUCGAGAUGAUCAAAAUUAUCAAAAUGAUCACAAUGAUAAAAGGAAUGCUAAUCCUGAUAAUUCUGCAAGCGAUGGAGACUCUAUGGACUCGUUCGAUGCACAGUUUGAGCCGGAGGCCGACUCAGUGAAACAGCUUUUGCACAUGCAGAAGGAGGCAGCAGGUGGCAACGCGACGGCGACGUUUGUUGUGCCGGACAUUCAGGUAGGAGCCCAGUCCGCAGGUGAGAAAAAUGCCCCUCAGGGCGAUAUAUACGGGGGAGUUGGGUUUAAGAGGCUCAGCACGAUGCAGACGGAGGACCCGAAAAUAUACAAUUUGCCGAGAGAGGAGAGACGAAAAGGGGAUGAAGAAUGGGAUGAAAGAAGGGAUGCAAAAAGGGAUGCAGAAAGGGAUGAAAAAAAUGAGGUUGGACAAGAGGGGCACUGGGAUGAAAAAAUUUGGGAGGGUGGAAGAGGCGAAAAAAACCAGUCUGAAAAAUACAACAAGGUUGUCAGCGACGACGGCAAGGACUCGGCAGACAACUUUGAAAUGUCGACUAUCCAGGAGCAGGAGGAGGCCGAGGACACGCACACGGAGGAGAGUUCGCCUGUGUCGGCUCCGUCGAGUGCGGACACUUCGCCCCUGCAGGGUCUCGGGGUGCCCGGUCUCACGAAGAUGAAGGUGAACGCGUUGCGGUCGCCGGGCGAGUCGCCGGAGCUCGGUGGGGCCCCUGGUGUCUCACGGGGCAACCGCGGGGUGCACCGACACUCGCUCUCGCAGUCGUCGGUGUCCGCGGGAUGGCUUCCGGGGCGGGGCUCAGGGGAUUCCACCGGUUCAUCGGAGGCCGAGAGUCCCACCCAGUGUCUCCACAUCGGUGGCGUGGGGGGCAAUGAUGCUAAAAUUAUUGGCGCUGGCUCUAAUAUUAAUGCUAACUCUGGUGUUAAUGCUAACUCUAAUAUUAAUGCUAACUCUGGUAUUAAUGUUAACCCUAAUAUUAAUGUCAACUCCAAUAUCAAUGCUAACUCUGGUAUUGAUGCCAAUGCCAACACUAAUAAAAAGCACACAAACGAAAUCAAAUACCCUCCAGGCCAGGGCCCUUGCAGAAAAUGCAACCAGCCAAUCCUGAAAGGCCAGAAGUCGAUUUGGUCUAAAGACAGCCAGCUCUCGGGUCAAUGGCACCGCAGAUGCUUCUCAUGCUACUCUUGCAACCAGAAAUUCACUAAAGGGCAAUCCUGCUAUGUCUACAACGACCGGCCUUACUGUGAGACACAUUUCCACGAGUUGAAUGGCUCACUUUGCCGGAUUUGCGGCAAGGGAGUCGAGGGGGAGUGUUUGCAAAACGAGGUGAAUGAGGUUUUUCACACGAGCUGCCUCAAAUGCUGUGUUUGUGGUGCUGCAAUUAGGACUGAGUACUUCAUAUAUUGCGGCAAGGUUCUAUGUGAGAAAGAUGCAAACGAGCAGAUCAAGUUGAUCCAGGCUAAUAGUGAUAAACUCACCACCACCGAUAAGGUUGUCAAAAGACGGACCAGGUUGAUGCAUGUUUGA